Cryptomeria japonica (Japanese cedar) is the source of this 2211-nucleotide messenger RNA. Its product is annotated as putative leucine-rich repeat receptor-like serine/threonine-protein kinase At2g24130. NCBI's taxonomy places the organism in Eukaryota, Viridiplantae, Streptophyta, Pinopsida, Cupressales, Cupressaceae. The transcript is spliced from 2 exons. Gene Ontology annotation, molecular function: protein binding; protein kinase activity; ATP binding. The coding region runs from base 223 to 1758 and encodes 511 amino acids. Gene Ontology annotation, biological process: protein phosphorylation. The record is from RefSeq and is a predicted model, not a curated record.
GGAAACCUCUCUCCCAGGCUAUCGAAGCUGUAUUUGGAUGGCAACAACAUCACUGGCAACAUACCAGAAGAGAUUGGUAACCUUACUGAGUUGACCGCAUUAUCACUUAGAAAUAACAGAGUAAUUGGGCAGGUUCCGAGUGCAUUAGGCCUUCUGAAGAAUCUACAGUCGUUGGACUGAAGCUCCAACAAAUUGCAAGACAGCAUUCCAUCAGAGUUUAACAUGCUGGUAAGCCUGGAAUAUCUAUGGCUUCAGCUAAAUGGUAUUUCUGGAGACCUUCCUUCAUAUUUGGGCGGUCUGCAACAACUGAGGGUAAUUGACUUGAGUCAUAACAAGCUCACAGGAAGAAUACCGAAUGCCAUUGGGCAAUGUUUCCGCCUCGAGAGGAUUGACCUCUCAUACAACAGCCUCACAGGAAAUAUCCCUUCAGAGAUCUCAAGCCUCCAUUCAUUGGCAUUUUAUCUCAAUUUUUCACACAAUUCAUUGACAGGAAGAUUGCCUUCGCUGGGAGGAAUGCAACAGGUUCAAGCCAUAGAUAUGUCAGCUAAUAAACUGUCAGGACAUAUCCCUAGCGAUAUUGGUAGUUGCUCAGGAUUGCAAUACUUGAACCUUGCCAAAAAUAAAUUGGAGGGAAUGGUGCCAAUAUCAAUAGGGCAGCUUAAGAGCCUUGAAAGCAUUGACAUAUCUUUCAAUGAGUUGUCUGGGCCAGUCCCACGUUCUAUUGCAAAUCUUACUAUGCUGCACCAUUUGAAUUUCUCACACAACAACUUGAAUGGAUCAGUCCCAAAUCAAGGAGCUUUUAGAAACCUAAGCGCAACAUCAUUUUUGGCAAAUCCGGGAUUAUGUGCAGUGUCAGGCUGGUUGAAUUUGCCAAAUUGCACAAGCUCUGCCAAAAAUCAUGAUGUGUUGAGUAGAAACAUUAUCUUGGUUGUUGCUUCAAUUGGCACAUUCUUAGCAUUGUGUUGUAUUUUGGGGGCAUUUUACAUUUUCUACGGAAGAAUUAAAAGGUCACCAAUGACAAAUAAUUUGCUGGGGCAAAGUUUCAUGCAAAUUUCUAGCCAAGAACUUCAUACAGCCACCCAAGGAUUCAGUGCUGCUAAUUUACUUGGCAAUGGUAGCUUCGGGUCAGUUUACAGAGGGCUCUUGUCUGAUAACAAGUUGGUGGCUAUUAAGUUAUUCGAUCAGGACCCUCAAAAUUCAUACAAGAAUUUCAUCAGGGAAUGCAGAGUAUUGAAAAAAAUCAGACACCGUAAUCUUGUGAAAGUCUUGUCCUCUUCCUCUGCUGGAGAUUUGAGGGCUCUGGUACUUGAAUUUAUGUCACAGGGGAGCCUAGAACAACACCUCCACAUGGAUGAAACACAGUGUAGCUUGAGUUUGGAGAUGAGAGUGAAGAUUGCACUUGAUGUGGCACAUGGGAUGGCAUAUUUACACCACGAUUGUUCUCCCCCUAUUGUUCACUGCGACUUGAAGCCUUCAAAUGUGUUAAUGGAUGAAAACAUGACAGCCCAUGUGGCUGAUUUUGGAAUUUCCCGUCUAAUGACGUCCUCUAUUUCUGCAAGUAGCAGCACAUCCAGACUCAAGGGAACAGUAGGCUACUUUGCUCCAGAAUAUGGAUUGGGAGGACAAGUGAGUACGAAGGGAGAUGUUUACAGCUUCGGGAUACUCAUCCUUGAAAUGGCGACUAAAAAGAGGCCUACUGAUGGUAUGUUCUGUGGGGGACAACACUUUGCCAAGAUGGGUGAGAAGAGCAUUCCCUGAGGCAGUGGAGGGAGUGGUGGACAUAGAGCUGCUGGUUGAUCAACAAAUUGCAGGAGGGAGUGGUGGACAGAAUGCUACAGCUGGAACUAGUGGUGAAGAAUUGAAAUCAUCUGAGAAUGGCAGUUGCCUGCUUAAUUUUAUUGGAUUAGGAGUGCAAUGCACAAGGGACAAUCCAGGGGAUAGACCAACAAUGAGAGAGGUGGAGGGUAUGCUGGAAAAGAUGGUGUAUGGCAGGGCAUAUGGAAACAUACAAGAGCAGUCAUCUGUCCAGAAUCUGUUGAGUGCAGACAAUACAGUGGGUCAUUCAAACAGCAGCACGGAUGAAAGUGAGAGCAUUUAAAUACAUAGGAAAACUAAAGUUAAUUAGAUUUUAUUUUCAAGAACUAUAAAAUUAAAGUAGAAAUUAAGUAAGAACUGCUUUGUUUAAACAAAACUGACUAUCUGAACAGCACG